CUUAGAAUGCUUUAGCAGGUUAUGGAGGACAUGGUCAAAAGCCUACGUAGGCCCACCCAGGCCUCCUCGAGAGGUAGCAUCAAGGGGAACAUAGGAGAUAGAAGGGAUAUUGCGCAGCACCUUACUAACAGGCAAGAUGGAGUUCUUCACCAUCGGUGCUGUUAUAACGCUGUGCGCGCAUGUUUGGGAAGCAGUUGACAUGAUCGAGGAUAGCAAGCUGGGUCUGGACCAUUUGGCACAGCAAGUCCAUAACGUUCAAGACAAGCUCAUCGAAGCUCAGGACCUCCUUCCACAGGAUGAGUUGAAGUCGGAAUCGGUGCAGAAGGCGAUCAAGGGUAUUCAGGAUGCGCUUCGGGAGUGCCACAAAGUCGUCUGUAAAGUCACGAAAACCAAACCACUUGGCAGGUUCUUCAUGGCAGGCAAAAUCCUUAUGAAAAUCAAGACUGCCGGCACUCAUCUGUCCCGCAGCCUGGAUAACCUUAUGGCCACCCUGGCCAUCCGCGACCGCAACGACAUGCGCCACCUUCGGGACCAGACGCUUGAAAUCUGCAAUGCGCUCCUGAACAUGCGGCUAGAGCAGCUCAACGCCAUGUCCAGGGCGGAAUCGCAACUCCGGCGGGAACUGGAGGUUUCUCCCACGCAAGACUUCCAGGCAACGUUACAGCAGC
Messenger RNA from Astrephomene gubernaculifera, 668 nucleotides. Lineage: Eukaryota; Viridiplantae; Chlorophyta; Chlorophyceae; Chlamydomonadales; Astrephomenaceae. The record is from the annotation of a GenBank genome assembly.